AUGUUGAAGUAUCCCUUUAAGUCUCAUCCUUCAGCAGCUCACCUGCAGCCGUCCGGUGUUUUGCUGAGCAGACAGUGUUACUGGGCUGUCGCUUCUCAGGAUUUAUUCCAUUUAAAAGUGAAGGACUUGUCCAGUGAGCUGAUGGACCCGGACCAGAGCAGGGAGGACCAGGAGGACCAGGGCUCCAGAGCGGCGGCCCGCCGGGUCCAGGCUGCAAAGACUCAGCUUUCCUUCAGCAGAGCCCAGCCAGUGACACUGGCGAGUGCAGGAAAGGACCUCAAAGACGACUUCCUGAGAGCGCUGGCGGAGCUGGAGAGGGCCAACCGCAGCGGGAAGACGACCUCCGUCAUCUUCAUCCGGGAUUACAAUCCUCUUGGACAGGAAGUGUCUGGCUAUAUAGACUACGCCCACAGACUGAAGACUGAAGACUUUGCGGCGUACUUCAGUGGAAAGAAGAGGCUGAUGCCAGGACGCUCUGAUUUAUGCUACUACAACUGGAAGACUCAGACGUCCACGUCCAACUCCAGCCCCAACUUUGAGGUGGUCUACGAAGACGUCCACGGCCUUCUCUUCAAGAGCAAACGGGACAAGAAGCUCCUGAAUGUGGAUCCUCAGGUUGCUCCUGAUGAAGACACGUCCGUCCUGCAGUCCCCGCUCUACCAGCAGGUGGUCGUCUUCAACCACCACGUCAGGACCGUGUGA
Molecule: messenger RNA, 702 nt
Organism: Salarias fasciatus (jewelled blenny)
Lineage: Eukaryota; Metazoa; Chordata; Actinopteri; Blenniiformes; Blenniidae
Gene: cfap299
Product: cilia and flagella associated protein 299
Exons: 7
Coding region: 1-702 (233 amino acids)
Source: RefSeq, a predicted model, not a curated record